CCUCUGGAUGGAGGAAGACUAAACUAACUACAGCAGUGCAAACGUCUGCUCCUAGGACUUGAAGUACAGUUAGGAUUUUUUAGGCUUUUUUGUUCUAGCACUGAUUGUAUAUAUAAUGCUGACUGCAUGAGGCCUCUAUAAACCCCCCAAAGAGGCUUGACAUUGAGAUUUUUAAGACAGCUGGACUUCUGGAAUCUGUCUCUUUGUUGCUUCUCGUCAUCAUCAUCCAGACAUGGGGUUCUGGAUUAUUUUCCCCAUCUGUCUUUCCCUGGUGUCCUUCAUUGGAACGUGGAGUGUAUACGGGCUAGCCUUCUCCAACAAUCAUGUGUGCGCCCUCACUGACUGGGGUAACGGCAACUACUGCAGGGUGAAUUAUACUGAUGCUGGAUGCUGCUGGGUUCCUACAAUAAGCUCAAGUGGAACAUAUCCACCAGAAAAUUCACUUUUUACAGCCACAAUCAAUGCCGGAUCCUUCAUGUUUUUGCUGUUCUGCAUAUUCCACCAUGCCCAUAUUAUGGAGAGGCACUCGAGUCAGUCCAUGAUGAGCAAAUUUGCACUGGUCUUCGGUGUGAUUGCAGCCAUGGGGGCAUUCGCAGCCGGAAACUGCAACCCAUUUCACGUGUCACUCCUUCACUACCUCGGGGCUGCCAUCAGUUUCAUGUGCGUGUGCUUCUACACGUGUAUCCUCACCGUGCUGACACGGAAGUGUGCGCUCUCUGGAUAUGAAAAGGUUCUCUACCCGCUGCGAAUCAGCUCCACUGUGAUUCAAGUAAUUGUGACCAUCAUCUAUACUGUCUUGUUCAUUCAGAGCGAGUACUUCUACAUCCACCUGUCUGCAGUUUUUGAGUGGAUGCUGAGUAUGAACCUGGAGCUGUUUGAGCUCAGCUACGCCGUGGAAUUUUUCUUCUUCUCGUCAUAUAUGCUCUCAAAUCUGUUGAACAAACGAGAGGAGGAAAAGCCUUUGAUGAUGACGAUGUCCUGAUAUAAGGCUGCCAGGAUCCAGCGGAAAGAUGCAGAAAGCGAGGAUGGAUUAAGUAGGACAUCUGUUACUACAGUGGCUGGAUCAUGGCUAGAGGACCAAUAGUGUUUUGUUUUGGUUUUUUCCUAGUCUUUUCUUGGAAGGAUUUCUUUCUUCUGUCUUCUUUACUAAUUUUUUUUUUCAUAUUUAUUGAACCAAACCAACUUCUACAGCAAACGAACAAACAUACCAGCUGGAUUGUAUCUCAUGCAGAUGCCCCGUCUACAGAACAGUUUACAAGAGGUGUUUUUUGUGCAAUCAUUUUUGUAAGAAUUUCUUAUUAGACAUAUAAAAAAUGAAAAAUUUGUGGAAAAAAAAAUCUCACAGAUCAGUUUUGUGUUAGGUGACAGCUCUUGCAUAACCCUUUAAGUAUUACUUUAACACGAGGAAGUCAUGCCACUGUGCUGAUAAACAUAUCUGCGUUUGGAGCUAAAAGGGUGGAGGACUUUUAUUUACACCCUUUUAAACAAAGUCUCCAUGACGCUAUAAGAUCCUGUUUGACUGGAUGAUUAACCUGAACGACAGUAAAAAUAAUAGGCGUCAUCAACCCCAGCUGGCCUAGCGAUAGAUCCUUGGACAUUACAAGCAAUCUUGGCUACAUACACUUAAGGUGAUGUUGUCAGUAUCCUUUCCAUUCCAGAGAUUUUCACUGUGGUCUGUUCGAUGUAUUUCAGUGUAUGUGUGCUUUAGAUGAAAAGCCGGAGUAAUGAUUUAUAAAUUAUAAAGUUAAAAAGGAAAGGAAAGAAUAGUUUCAUACCUCUAUGUGCCCCAUAUUAAUACAGUAUUUUGAACCAGUUUGUUUGCUUCAGAUUUAUGCAUCUGUGGCUUCUAUUGUUUUAUUCCACUCUUGAUCAGUUGCCAGCACAUAGUUGGAAAAUGUAGAUGUCAUGCAGCACCAGUCACUCAGUUUGGUAAUCUGAAUAACCACCAGUCUCUCUCAGCUGGCUUGGGAACAUCUGUGUGUCCUCCAGAAUGAGCUGAAGGAAGUGGCCGAGGAGAGGGAGGUCUGGGCUUUUCUGCUCCCUGUGACCCAGGCACUGAUGAGCAUCAAAACAUUUACAGGUGUAUAGUUGAAUUGUCACUUUUCAAAGUUUAUAAAGUAGCUAAAAGGUGUAGUUUUGACAUUUGUCAAAAAAAGCGCGGGACAUGCCGAGAGGUAUUCUGACAUGAUUCUAUUCAAAUUACAAAUAAAAAAAACUGUACAUUUUCUAGAUUUUCACUUAAAAUGUAAAGGAUAAAUAUACUUCCAACUCUUUUGCAAAGCUGAAGUGUGUUUUUAUGGCUUCAUGCAGUAGUUUUGUUUUUGUAUUUCUUCCAGAUUCUGUCAUUUUAGCUGUUCUUCAGUUUGGGUAUAUCUGUAGAUUGUUCUACUCCACAACUUGAAUCCAGCUGUGACACACACACAGCAUCACUUCAUACUACAUUUCCCCUCUGUGUGAAACUGAAAAAUAACUUUCUCAGAAUAUACUGCCGCUACAUUUUAUUUGUGGUCGUUUCCAUCAUUUUCAACAAAAUCUGCAAAGCUCGUGAGUUUUUGGUCACUUAACUUUUCCACAUGAGUGUGGCAUUAAGACAGCCUGAGCUGCUUCGAACAAUAGUACUUACUAAAAAGUCAGAUUUUUCUUCCCAAGAGUUGGUAAAUACCACAAAUGGGAGUCAAAACGGAAUUAAAAAUCAGCUUAGUGUUUAAGAAAGCAACUUUGCCAACUUUAAAAACCUCAAUAAAACGAGACAACACGCUUCUGGUUUUAAUGCAAAGCACUUAAACUUUACUUGAAAGAAGGUAAUAUACAUCCUGGAAUUACAGAUAAUAAAGAUACAUUAUGAGCAAAAUCAUUUCACAAUGAAUAUCAUCUUUCUUUCGCAACAACCAAGAGAGGAGUGCGACAUUAUCUACAGUUUUUGUUAGGAGAAAACAGUGAAAAGCACACCUAAUUCUGUCGGCAUCUUUACUGUAUGGUACACUGUAAAAAAUGUCAUCUAUAUGCAGUAGUCCACAUUAUUAACCUCAAUAACAAAAAAAAAAGAAAAAAAAAACAAUUUGAAAAAACACGAGCUUCAUGGUUGUUUUUCAACUAAGUAACUGCAAUG
This is a messenger RNA of Oreochromis aureus, 3109 nucleotides long. RefSeq lists its product as uncharacterized. The record is from RefSeq and is a predicted model, not a curated record. The transcript has 7 exons. Lineage: Eukaryota; Metazoa; Chordata; Actinopteri; Cichliformes; Cichlidae. The coding region runs from base 233 to 982 and encodes 249 amino acids. Gene Ontology annotation, biological process: protein localization to plasma membrane.